This is a messenger RNA of Schizophyllum commune H4-8, 782 nucleotides long. RefSeq lists its product as uncharacterized. The transcript is spliced from 2 exons. The coding region runs from base 45 to 566 and encodes 173 amino acids. NCBI's taxonomy places the organism in Eukaryota, Fungi, Basidiomycota, Agaricomycetes, Agaricales, Schizophyllaceae. The record is from RefSeq and is a predicted model, not a curated record.
CCGGCCCCUCCGAUCGCCCUUGCCUCCUGCGUCCAUCUCGAUUUAUGGCCAUCGCCUGGGUCCCCCGUCGUUCCAGCGCCGACAACAGCUUCGAAAUUCUCAGAAACACCCAUCCUCGGCGGACGACGCGUCGAGCGCAACGGGGACGCGUCAAAACGCGGCAUGAGCUGAGAAGACGCGCGGCGGUUUCCCCCAGUCUACGGCACCUGCCCCCCAUUAUGACCCAGUGCUAUGAACGUGCAGAAGAGUAUAAGAGUGAGUAUAUAUAUCAUUUGAACAGCCGCGCUUGCAGCAGAGAGACGUCCGCAAAAGACCUGGCUUGUCGGGUAUCCGCGGGGGAAGUACCGCACACGAUGCCGAGCCCUCAAUAUCGACAUGAUCUGAACCCGAUCCCCCACCCGCAAAAUCGCAGAAGCGGACCAGUACACGAUAUUGCACAUGUCUCCACCCUCACAACUGACAUCCCCCACACGACACGAACAGCAAGACGUCGGUUAGGCCAAAUCCUUCAUGUGGCGUCGUUUUUCGACGCGUUAGGGACUUCGGUAAUGCUCAGUUCGUGUUAGACUUCAUCCCCUCCUCGACACCCACCACCCUCGCGCACCCCGCAUCGUCCCUUUGACCACAUGACAAGUACUCUCAUCCCUUCCGGGUACCUCCUGGAGUAUACGUACGAUGCGAGGCUGCGCGCCGAGUCCCGCACCGCCGCGUCAUCCCGCAUAUACUCAACACGCACAAUCUACUCAUUCCUCAUUGUUCCCUAUUUUCGUCGCGCUCCCAGU